AUGGUGACUACUGCAGCUACUGGUCAAGAAUAUUUACAACGAACAUGGGGUAAAAGUCGAUUAAAUGCAGUUAAUGCUUUAUAUGCUACACGUAAUGAUCCAAAAACAACUUCAACAAUAUCACAAACUAAACCAAACUUAUCAAAAACACGAACAAUGCAAAAUACAACAAAAGAAGCAAAAGAAUUACUUGGUCAACAAGUACUUGCUGAUACACGUGCCGAAACUAAACGUCGUCAAGCAGCUCUAAUGGCUAAGAAAACACUUGAAAAAGCCAAGAAAACACUUGAAAAAGCCAAGAAAUCAAAACCUGGACGUAAACCAACUUUAAAACGACUUGGUACAAUGGCUAAAACAGCAAAUGAAGGCAAAGCAUAUAUAAAACGAACGGGAAAGAAAACAACUGAACAAAAACGUAGAAGUAGUCGAACUAAAAAAUCUACAAAAUAA
Rotaria sordida is the source of this 450-nucleotide messenger RNA. The record is from the annotation of a GenBank genome assembly. NCBI's taxonomy places the organism in Eukaryota, Metazoa, Rotifera, Eurotatoria, Philodinida, Philodinidae.